AUGGACCAAACGAGGUCACCGAGCCGCAGCCUCACUUGUGCGGUUUGCCUCGACCUGAUCCCAAAGCGCCUACCCACCAAUAGAUGGCGAUUUAAAGUCGCAGAGAAUCUGCUAAUCGAAAGCGUCCUUCCUUUCGUAUUCUCGGAUCUAGAAGUUUCCAGUCAAACGUGCGUGUUCUGCUUGGUGAUCAAGGAUGGGAUUGAGAUCAUGAGUCGCGGGGUAUUAGGUGCUAAAUUGAGGGGGUUGGGCGAUAGAGAAGCUUCUAUUAUCGUGCAGAAUAAUAGGCUGAUUGAGGUGAAGGUUCUUGGUAAAGGUGGGAACGAGGAGGAAUCUGUGAGGAUGCAGUUUUUUGUGAAGGAUGGUAAAUACAACCCAAAACUUGCCGUCUUUGGUACAGCCCGACAGAUCGCUUCCUUAGUUUCAUCAAAGUCACACUCUUCAUCGGUUCAGUCCUGGAUCACGUAUUGUCUCCAAAACCACAGUGCUUGUGGGCAAAGGACUAAAAGCGUACUGCCAACUCGACUCCUUGACAUAUCACCUCGUCUGGACUCCUCCGUCAUCCUAGUUACAACGCAAAGCUUGGCCAUUUCAUCCAACGUACCGUUAUAUGCAACGCUCUCCCACUGUUGGGGAAUCAAGCAUUUUAUUAAAACCACUCUAUCUAAUAUCCGCUCCUUCGCAACCAGCAUCCCAUUCGAUCAUCUGCCCCGCACAUUCCAGGAUGCCAUCUCCGUUGCCCAAGAGUUGGGCAUCAAGUAUAUCUGGAUCGACUCUCUCUGUAUUAUUCAAGACUCCAAAGAAGAUUGGAAACACGAGUCCGCACUCAUGGCUUCCGUUUACUUAAAUUCAUAUCUCAAUAUCGCAGCCACAGGUUCAUCUGACAGUUCACACGGAUUCCUUUCAUCCCGAGACCUGACGCACAAUUCUGUCUCAAUCCCCACUAAUAAGUCGGAAGGAAAUGGUGGAGAAGAAUCGGACGCUUUUGUGAGAACCUCUCUAAAUACAGUACACAAGCUUUACUCGACACCCAGCCAACUCGUACACUGGAGCUCAAUUGCAAAUGGGAAUAAUGAAGCUCCAUUACUUUCCCGAGCCUGGGUAUUUCAAGAACGGCACCUAGCACCCAGGACCCUGCACUUCCACCCCUCGGAACUAGUGAUGGAAUGCCGGGCAGGACUGCGCUGUGAAUGUACUGGCCUUGACUCCUUUACGUCCAACCCGUUGCGGAAUUUCGACGACAUGUCGUUCGCCUCUUGGUCUGCUGUCGUUGAGGAGUUUUCAAGACUGAAAUUGACGUAUCAGACUGAUAGACUGGAAGCAUUGACGGGUGUCGCAAAGGUGUUCUGGGAGAAGCUUGGUUGCAGGUACUUGAACGGUAUCUGGGAAGGCGAUCUGGCGAAAGGACUGUUAUGGAAUGUGACGCGCUGUGAGGCUUUCGAUGUCUCUUCUGAUAGGGUGAGAAGACAAGGCAAGGAAGUGGCUCCGACGUGGUCUUGGGCUAGCUUGGUUCUUGCUGGAAACAAGAUCUUUUUUCCAAUUGCUGAUGACCACUUAUUUCGUUCUGAUGAGCGAUUUGAGUUUCUGGACACAGAUCCUCCGCGAGACCCAUUACAGUCACAUUUCAGAAGUGAAAGUGGUGCUAUUUUGGUGAAGAGUGCUUUUGUGGAUGCCAUUGCUUGCUUUGUUGCUCGACAGGGCGAAGCGGAACAGGACGUCCUGUUGAUUUUCCAAGAAGAUUUCGAUGACACAGUGUUAAUAAGAACUUCAAUCAUAGAGAUGGAUGUCUCUAUCGACGUUGAGGAACCGCUGGCAGAUACUAUUUUGGAGGUAUCUUGUUUGCUUCUUGGGUCGGCGGAAGAAAAAGACUGGGAUACCAACCAACCAGUGAUAUAUAAUCAUAUGCUUGUCCUGCAACCGAGUUCUGAUAUCCAGGGUGCUUGGGAACGAAUUGGCAUUUUAAAUGUUAAAGAAGAGGUCGGAAUUCAUCUAGGGUUGGUGGAGAAGAUAUUCAAACUAGUGUAACUCGUGGAAGAUGCGGGAAAGACUAAAACGACACCCAGGGUGUCGAUUGGGGUGUCGAUUGGGGGCCAGGGUAUUUUGGGACCUUAAGUUAGAUUUUUAAAUAUAAGAGCUAGUUGUGACGGCUGGCGUAAGGGCAUGAUCUGCCAAGGACAGGAUAUCGGAAAUAGGCACAAAACGAAGCUAAGCCGGAAUUGCUUGGGCGGAACAAUACUAAAGGUCGAGGCAUCCUCCCUACUUUGUUCCAUAGCUUAGUAUUUUCCAAUACAUGAG
Hyaloscypha bicolor E is the source of this 2292-nucleotide messenger RNA. Its product is annotated as HET-domain-containing protein. The record is from RefSeq and is a predicted model, not a curated record. Bases 1 to 2022 code for a protein of 673 amino acids. The transcript is spliced from 2 exons. NCBI's taxonomy places the organism in Eukaryota, Fungi, Ascomycota, Leotiomycetes, Helotiales, Hyaloscyphaceae.